CCUCUUGUUGAAUCUAAAUUUCGCACUAAAGGAUGUCCACGCGUCAAUUGUGGUUCGGCGCACGCCUUUGUGGACAUUCCACUGCCCUCUGGUUGCAACCGCGACGCCGGCAGGUGAUUUUUGCAGCCAUGAACUACUCUAAGAGCGCAAGGUCUCCGCCUGAUUUUAAACUAUACCUGACACGCAUGGUGCCAAAUAAAAGUUACCCAAAAUCAAAGAAAACUUCGUCCGUGAGUUGGCCAAAAUUUGGAUUUCUCCUGUCAUUUCGAAGACAUUUUGGUAGAGCGAUUGCAAAUUGCUCGAUUAAUUCGGGAGCAGGUGAAGAAGGAGCCCCACCAUCUGAUGCUCCACCGACUGGACCAAGAAGAGGAUCCAAUGCAAGAGGUUUCCCAGUGACUCCGGGCGUAGAAUCGGUUGCCAGACCGCCGAAAGCCGAACGACUCGCACCCUCAGGAUUGCCGUCUAUGCCAGUGAUUGAGCCUGAAACACCUGUGGAGGCACCAACCGAAUUUUCAGCAGAAGGCCUUUCCGAGUCACUAUCCAGCCCGGAGAGGACUCAUCUUGAAGCAGCGGAAGAGCAAUCUACUGAAACUUCAAAGACAAGAGAUGCAGCAGAAGCAAAAGAUGCAGAAAUCGCCACCAAACUAUCAGCAGAUGCGCCGACUGUUCCCCCUGCCGCAUACGAAGGAGAAAUAUCUUAUGAUUUACGAACAGAAAUGGAGCAGACACUAAAAGAAGAAUCAACGGUGGAGAAAUCACCACGAAAAGAAGUCCCUGAUAGUCCAGGAGCCAGAGUAAACGCAGGACCGACGAAAACUCAUCCCUUGUCACUCUCUAUGCCAUCGACUGUCUCUAGUGAGGCGUGUAUAGGAGCUCCAAGGCCAGAACCGGCUUCCACUACUUCGAAACCAUCGAUAGUGUCUCCCCCUGGUUCCACUCCGGCAGGAGGAAGCGGCGUUGCAGAAGGGAAACCACCAAAGGGAACACGAGCAUACACUACACCGCCAAAAAAACCGACGGGUCCUUAUGGUCCACCUAUGCCACAGCCAAAAGGUCCCUUAUUCCCACCAAAGAGAGCUACACCACCGGAUAAAGCUGCAACCAAACCAGAACCACCGCCAUGUAAGCCAGCACCCAAAAAACCAACGGGAAAGGAUGCAUCUCCUCCUGCUUUAGCUCCUGCCCCUGCUGGUCCGAAAAAGGAAGAAAAUGCGGCGGGACCGCUGCCACCGCCUUCCACUCCUCCACCCACUGGAAGCCCUGGAAAGUCCCCAGGCGAUGGAACACCAAAAAAACCCACCACCAUAGCACCAACAGGUGGAGCAGGAGUUGACAAAGGUGGAUCAAAGAAGAGUGCAGGCAAUGGAGGAUCAGCGAAGAGCGGAGGCAGUGGCGGCACGAAGACUCCGCCGCCGCCAACGGGAAAGGGCUCCAAGGGUCCACGCCUCAUCACGCUGAUGCCUGGCGAUGGCAUUGGACCGGAAAUCUCCAUGGCCGUUCUGGAAGUACUCGAUGCGGUGAAGGCGCCUCUGAUCUUUGAGCCUGUGGACGUAACGCCCGUGAUAAACAGCAGGGGACAGACGAUGAUACCCGAUGCGGUGAUUGAGAGCAUGAAUCGCACGAAAGUGGGUCUCAAGGGACCCCUGAUGACGCCCGUGGGCACGGGUUUCCGCUCCUUGAACCUCACGCUGCGGCAGCUUUUCAAUCUGUACGCCAAUAUCCGGCCAUGCAAGUCGCUGCCUGGAGUGGAGACGGUCUACGGGGAUGUGGAUGUGGUGACCAUUCGGGAGAACACCGAGGGGGAGUACUCGGGGCUGGAGCACACCCUCGUCAAUGGGGUGGUGCAGAGCAUCAAGCUGAUCACGCGGGACGCCUCCAUGCGGGUGGCCGAGUACUGCUUCAAGUAUGCGCUCGACAUGAAGCGGAAGCAGAUCACGGCCGUCCAUGAGGUAAACAAUAUGCGAAUGUCCGACGGACUGUUCAUCCGAUGCACGCGGGAGAUCGCCAAGAAGUACGAGAAGGAGCUGAAAGCAGGGGGCAUCAAGUACGAGGAGGUGACCCUCAAGACAGUCUGCCUGAAGAUUGUGGAGGAUCCCAAGCGAUUCGAUGUCCUCAUCCUACCGAAUCUCUACGGCGAUAUCAUCUCCGAUACAUGUGCCGGUCUCAUCGGUGGAUUGGGUCUGACGCCGUCUGGGAAUAUAGGCACCUCUGGGGCCAUCUUUGAGUCUGUCCAUGGCACGGCCCCGGACAUUGCUGGCAAGGAUCUGGCCAAUCCCACGGCCCUGCUGCUCUCCACGGUGAUGCUGCUGCACUACGUUGAGUUGCACUCUCAUGCGGAUGCCAUCGAGAAGGCGAUUGUGAAGACCAUCAAGGAUGAUAAUGUGAGGACCGUCGAUCUGGGCGGUAAAGCAAAGUGCUCGGAGUACACAAAGGCGUUGAUAAAUAAUCUCCAGUAACCGGGAAGAUCCUAGCGUAAUUCCAAAUCUUCUCUAAACAGUUUGGGAAAUUUAAUUAAAAUUAUUGCAUGAAA
Messenger RNA from Drosophila guanche, 2530 nucleotides. Its product is annotated as nascent polypeptide-associated complex subunit alpha, muscle-specific form. The record is from RefSeq and is a predicted model, not a curated record. Gene Ontology annotation, molecular function: magnesium ion binding; NAD binding; isocitrate dehydrogenase (NAD+) activity. Lineage: Eukaryota; Metazoa; Arthropoda; Insecta; Diptera; Drosophilidae. The transcript has a single exon. Gene Ontology annotation, biological process: isocitrate metabolic process; tricarboxylic acid cycle. The coding region runs from base 33 to 2456 and encodes 807 amino acids. Gene Ontology annotation, cellular component: mitochondrion.